UUCUCUCCCCUUCCAGCUACAUGCAUAAGUUCCCACACUUAUUUAUCAUUUAGUCCACCACAUACAGCCACUAACCAGGACCAUCACAUGCACCAUUUUGUCCACUACACACUUCCCCCUCCUAUCUUAGCCUCUAUCCACUUUUUUCUCUUUACCUCAUUCCCCGGCGCGCUACCUUUUACUUUUCAGACCAAGCCAUGCACUCAGCCGGAGCCAGGCGCUACACAGGUUUGGCCAUUGCAUGCACCACGCUACACUAGAGGCAUUACUAACGAGCGUGUAGGGGCGGGUGAUGAGGGCCUUAUCAUUCGAAACACGCUUCAUAUACGAAUCAUCUCCCUAGUUUUUUCCCCUUUUUACUCCCACCAUCAUCGCCGCUUUUCCCCUAGCUUUCCCCUAAGUCUCCCCGCUUUUAUCUCCAGGUUCGUAUAUGACCAACCAAUAGACCUCGCCCCCUGAUGAGAAGUCUUGGUUGGCGUUAUAUGCCUUUAGUUCUACAUUUCGCAGAGCUCUUUGAAAUGACCUACACACUUUUGUCUUAUUGGUUUAUUUUGUUAUGUCCAUUUUGCAUAUACAUGCCGGUUGUUUUCUUCGUGCCUUUGCCUUUUCCCCUUAUCUCUUACCACCGAUUAUCGCUUCAUCUGGGGAAAACUAUCCUUCCUGUCUUGUUAACGUUUCAGCGUCAUCUCCACUCUCACCGCGCUCCCUUUGUCGCCUCCAGCGCCCCUACUUCAUCUUCUUCUCGCCGUUUUACUAGCAUCAUUUUCCAUUGUCCGCAAUACCCCCUUUCACCGCUACAGUAUUUUUUAUCUUUUCUCGGCGUUUCCGCAACACUCAUUCGGUCUCUGUUAUUGUUUAAUUUCGCCUGUCAGUCAUACCAUUUACACACUUCAUUAGAUACAUACCUCCACACAUACCUCACCCUCCCCAUUACCGCUCACCAUUUCCUCCCUACAAUCCAAACACUUUUCUUUCUCUUAUCCUACACAUUACCUUCCCACCCUACACACAACACACUUUCUCAAAAACACUACACAGUCUUUUCACAAUAUCCCUGCUUAUCAUUCUGUUCACACUCACAUUAUCCCCCUUUAUCAGAUUUUACUAAUGCCGCCAUCACCUCUUCGCAUCCGCUGCACGACGCUCGCCACAAGCUUCCGAUUUUGGCUGUUUCAAUCUCCACAUAAUACCAUAUUUACUAACUACCUUCUCCACUAAACAAAAAAAACCCUUUAUUCAUAGCUCUCGUGUCGUUUUAUUAUCAACCCCAUCUCUUAUAACAACCUUAACCCGUCGUCUCAUAACCCAUAAUCUUAACCACCAGAACAUAACCUGACAGUAUAACUUCUCCGUUUGUUACAAUCAUUUGAGAUUUGUUUUACAUUCUUUUCUGUAGAAUGAUUUUGUUCCGAUACACAACUUCAGGCUGGUUUCCGCUUUGUGAAUUGCUUCACUAACAAUUUAUUCAUCGGAUCAUGCACGAGGACACUCGAGUUAUAGCAGGCAGUUGUCUCCGUUCCUGUGGCGCGUACGACCUCAUUAUGAGUGGGGGAGAUCUGUUAGAUCUGUUUUGCAUUCUUUUCUGGAGAAUGAUUUUGUUCUUAUACACAACUUCAAGCUAGUUUCUGCUUUGUGAAUUGCUUCACUAACAGUUUACUCAUCGGGUCAGACACGAGGUCGCUCGGGUUUAAACAAGCAGUUGUCUCCGUUCCUAUAACACGUACGACCUCAUUUAACACUCUAACCUUUUGCCAUCGCUGUUAGAGCCCUUUUUCUUUCAUGUUACUCCAUCAAUACACAUAUUUCCCGUGCAGAUUCGCAUCAUUUACGUGAACUUAUCUCUUUCAUGGUAACGCAUCGGCUUGUGUCAAAGAGUUCGUUCUUUCUAAAUUUGGUCGCAUAAUUAAAGCCGCAUUGUCAGCAGUUCCGCAUGCGCAGUCGAGGCUACCGUUGAGUAAUUAGCAUAACAAUCGAAGUGUGUGCGUUGGACCAGAACAAUGAAUAAACCCAUCAAAACACUCAAUGCGUGAGGUCUUGAGAGGUUACGGCGCCGGCUGUUUUCCCGCGUUAUUUCGUAGGUUUUUAAAAUAAGACGGAAUUAUUGAACUAAAAAGAGGUUGGCUUAGAAAAUGGAGGAAAGCAUAGAGGAGGAGAUCGAAAGAAGGACUUCUGAUGGACAAAGCGUACAGGCACGUACAUCUUGUAAUUGCAAGAGCACUUGCUCUCGCAAGCGUGUUGAGGACGGAGCGAGAGCUCGAGGUUGCCCAUGUAAAGGCGCAAAUAAACACUGCAACUCCUCUUGUAAGUGCGGUACACGAUCAAAGCCGUGCCAAAAUAAGGUAAGCAAUUAUUAUUUACUAAAACACACGACGAAAGUUUUGCUAUUUUCCUCCCCUGGAAUUGUUGUUCGAAAAGUUAAGGAGAGUAGACAGCUUCGCUUGUGACCUUUCGAUACUUUGCAAGGCCACGCUUCUUACAAAAAUACACUUUUAUCUUGGCUGGAUUCCAACGUCGGUGAUCAAAAUAGAAAGCACAAUACUCCAAUACAUACCAUAUUCAUUCCAUUGACUUAUUUACUCUUUUAAUUUUGUCGGAAGAUAUUGAAAAUUCUAAAACCAUACGUUACCCCUGUGUUUCAUACGGAAGCCCAUAGGGGCCAUGUCAGAUGCAAGACGUCAGAUGCAAGCAAGAUGUCAGAAGCAAGAUGUUAGAUGCAAGAUGUUAGAUGCAAGAUGUCAGAUGCAAGAUAUUAGAUGUCCGAUGCAAGAUGUCAGGUGCAAGAUGACAUCAGAUAAAAGCACGUGUCGUGUUGGUCAGCGGUACGGAAGCCCAUAGGGGCCAUGUCAGAUGCAAGAUAUUAUCACAUGUAAGAUGCAAGAUGUCAGAUGCAAGAUGUCAGAUGCAAGAUGUCAGAUGCAAGAUGUCAGAUGCAAGAUGUCAGAUGCACGAUGUCAGAUGCACGAUGUCAGAUGCAAGAUGUCAGAUGCAAGAUGUCAGAUAUGAUAUGUGUACGAACACGUGGAUCAUUUGGAGCCUUCCCUAGAAGAGUCAUUGCCAUGUCGUAUUAUCUGCCAGCAUUUGCUAAUGAACAGGGACUUUCCCGAAAUGAUCUUGUUAAGAAGUACUUUCAUUUAGGUUUUGAAUACAAGGAAAUGUUAGCUCUAUUGUAUGUCCAUCAUGGCGAGACCCUGAGCCUCCGACAUUUGAAACGACUUCUACGUAAGAUGAACCUUAAGAGGAGGGAAGGGGUACCUGACCUCGCAACAGUCAUAGGCAUGAUAGAGAAUGAGCUAUUCGGAAGUGGAAACUGCAUUGGUUACAGACAAAUGCACCAGAGACUGCGAAAUGAUUACCAUCUACAAAUUAAUAGUUUCAGAGAAACUGUACGGAUUGCGUUGAGAACGCUUGACCCAGAAGGUACAGAACGCAGGAAAUCUCACAGACUGUUAAGACGGACCUACCGCUCGCAAGGUCCGAACUACUCUUGGCAUAUAGAUGGGUACGAUAAGCUGAAGCCGUUUGGAUUUUGCAUCCAUGGUUGCAUUGACGGGUACUCCAGACGAAUUAUGUGGUUGAGGGUGGCAUCAUCUAACAACGACCCCGCUAUAGUGGCCGACUACUUCGCUGGUUGCAUUAGAAUGAUUAAAGGAGUGCCGAGGCGCAUUAGAGCUGAUAAUGGAACAGAAAAUGUUAACAUUGAGGUGAUGCAAGUAUUCCUUCAUUUUGGUCUGAAUGACGAAGCAGCAGUUAGCAAUUUUCAGUACGGAACAUCGGUUGCAAAUCAGCAGAUCGAAGCUUGGUGGUCUCAGUUAAGAAAAAGUAAUUCAGAUUUCUGGAUAACCUAUUUCAAGGACUUGAGGGAUAAGGGCCUUUUUGAUGAUAACGACUUGGUGCAGUGCUCUAGCCUCAAGUUCUGUUACCAGGGUUUAAUUCAAGAUGAGUUAGACAAAGUUGUAAAGCAUUGGAACACUCACAGAAUAAGACCUUAUCACAAUCAGGAAACCCCACCCGGAAGGCCGGAUGUAUUGUACAAUCUUCCAUCACUCCAAGGUACACAAGAUUACAAAAGUUGCAUUGACUUGGAUGAUGCCACUUUUAUAGCAGAAAAGUUGUGCAAGAAGCCAAACGCAUUUGGGUGCACAGAGGAAUUCUCUGAUAUGUUCAAGAUGCUCAUGGAAGAGCACAAUUUACAAAUGCCGAAUGAUGUCGUUGAAGCUGAAGAUUUGUACGUAAUCUUAUACAUUUAACGGAAGCUUCGUUAUAAACUUGUCGUUAGACAAACAUCGCUCGACAUCUUAGGGAACGUUAGAUAUAUCAGUCAGACAAACAGGAACAGGUCAUGAAGAUGGAUGAUAUUUAAUCCUACCUUUUAGCGUGAAAUGUAAGAUGGUACUAAUAACACCCUUGCAUUUCGCGAUACUAUUAAGGAAAAGUGGGUUUUCAUAAGACCUGGGGCACACAUUUUUUUUUGGUGGGGGAGGGGGCGCAGCUAUUACACAACAUGUCGUUUUAUCAUUGCAAAACUGUAUGAGUUAUUUUCACCCGCUCGAUAAUUUGUCAUUGUCAUCUUAAUCGAGGUUAUACACCUCGGGUAUUCCUUGUUUUUGAGCGCAGAUGCCUAUUUUCCUUGAUAUGUGAAAAAAAGGGGUUUUACAAAAAACUACGUUGACGUGCUUCUCCGCUACAGCCCUGGAAUCCGUUGUUCAGCGUCAAGGGGGCUGCACCACCAUAAUUAAAGACGUGCAUGUCAUGAGGAUUUCGAAAACCUUAGAAGAAAAGCGAAAAUUGUUUUUCAAGGAAAAAUCAGAGAUGUGUGUGUGUGGGUGUGGGGGAGGGGGGGCAAGAAUGUUUAAUAACCGGGUACCAAUAUGAUGUAUGAAAUUUUUAUUAAAAAAAGUAACGAUGUAAAGCUCGCACAUAAGCUUCUCUUUUGUCAGUAACACCCACUGUUUUGUUUUUAAGUCAUACGAUACACGUAGCUAUUUGACAUGUGCGUAGCUAUUUCAAUGAACGGCAGAGGCAUUCAUAACUGUAACAAAUAUAUAUAACAAAUCC
Molecule: messenger RNA, 5055 nt
Organism: Nematostella vectensis (starlet sea anemone)
Lineage: Eukaryota; Metazoa; Cnidaria; Anthozoa; Actiniaria; Edwardsiidae
Exons: 12
Coding region: 2886-4247 (453 amino acids)
Biological process (GO): DNA integration
Molecular function (GO): nucleic acid binding
Source: RefSeq, a predicted model, not a curated record